AUGCUUGAAGACGGUCUGCGGAGUUUUCUAGGUUUGAGGCUCGGGAUUGGAAGCAUGCCGCCGGAAAACGAUCAGCAACAGAUUCGGAUCAAUGUGGAGUACAACUGCGGCGGAAACUAUUUACAGAAAUUCAGGCUUUACGAGACUCGCUCGAACUUUUAUAUGAUUGGACGAGACAAACAUAGAACUUUCUGGAAGGUCUUGAAGAUAGACAGAUCAGAACAGAAUGAGCUAAACAUCACUGAAGACUCUACAACAUACUCAGAAAUUGAAUGCUAUGACCUAAUGAAAAGAAUUCAUGAAGGAAACAAGUCUACCGGUGGACUGAAAUUUGUCACCACCUGCUAUGGGAUCAUUGGUUUCGUAAAAUUUUUGGGACCUUAUUACUUGCUGCUUAUCACAAAAAGAAGGAAGAUUGGAACAAUAUGUGGUCAGGAAGUAUAUGCAAUUGCCAAGAGCGAGAUUAUUCCCAUUCCCAGUUCUACAGUGCAAUCAAAUAUGGCUUAUACUAAGAAUGAGAACAGAUACAAGAAGCUCCUACGCAUUGUGGAUCUUACAAAGGACUUCUUUUUCAGCUACUCCUACCAUGUUAUGCUUAGUCUUCAGAAAAAUCUAAGCAAUCGUGAAACAGGACUAAUCCUAUAUGAAACGAUGUUUGUUUGGAAUGAGUUCUUAACUCGCGGAAUUCGCAGUCAGCUCAAGAAUACAGUGUGGACAGUAGCUUUGGUUUAUGGAUUCUUCAAGCAGGUCAAACUUUCUAUAUCUGGGCGGGACUUCAUCCUAACCCUUAUCGCGAGACGAUCCCGUCAUUAUGCCGGAACCAGAUAUUUGAAACGUGGUGUGAAUGAGAAGGGACGUGUAGCCAAUGAUGUUGAGACCGAGCAAAUUGUGCUAGAGGAUGUUCCAGAAGGAAGCCCAAUACAAGUAUCCUCUGUUGUGCAGAACCGGGGUUCUAUACCCCUCUUUUGGUCACAGGAGACUUCACGAUUGAACAUUAAACCUGACAUCACAUUAUCACAGAAGGACGAUAAGUAUGAAGCCACCAAACUUCAUUUCGAGAAUCUAGUAAAGAGAUAUGGAAAUCCUAUUAUUAUAUUGAAUUUGAUUAAGACUCGUGAGAAGAGGCGAAGAGAAUCUAUUCUACGUGCAGAAUUCGCUAAUGCCAUCGAGUUUAUUAAUAAAGAUCUUACAGGGGAGAACCGUCUGAAGUUUCUACACUGGGAUUUAAAUAAGUACUCCAAAAACAAAGCUGCGAGUGUGUUGGCAUAUUUAGGCAAAGUGGCUGCUAAUGCAGUGGACUUAACUGGCUUCUUUUACUGUCAGAUAGCCCCAGCUUCAAGUAAAAAUUCUAACAGCAACUACGCUGUUAAGGAGGACCUCUGCAAUAUGACUAAAGAUGUUCAAAACUUGGACACUGAAGUCAUCGUUAAUCAUUGUGGUGAUUUGGAUGGAGGUUAUAUUGUCAAGUCUCCAAUGUUUCAGAAAGGGGUCUUAAGAACAAACUGUAUUGACUGUUUAGACCGCACAAAUGUUGCCCAAUAUGUUUUCGGGCUGGUUGCUCUUGGGCAUCAGUUGCAUGCUUUAGGGUAUACAGUUGUUCCAAACAUUAGCUUAGAAUCCCCUUUGGCGGAUGGUUUGAUGAAGAUUUACGAAGCAAUGGGUGACACCCUCGCACUACAAUAUGGUGGAUCUGCAGCACACAAUAAGAUAUUCUCGGAGACAAGGGGGCAGUUGAAACUGGCGACGCAAUCCCAAGAGUUCUUGAGAACUCUUCAACGCUACUACAGUAAUGCCUACAUGGAUGCUGAAAAACAAGAUGCCAUAAACAUAUUCUUGGGUCAUUUCCAGCCACAACAGGGGAAACCGGCUCUUUGGGAACUGGAUUCUGACCAGCCUUACAAUGUGGGAAGGCGUGGUUCUGAUUUUGGAGAUGAAAGUUCUCGGUCAAUAAUUAAAAGAUCCCUAUCAGAUGGAAACAUUCUUUGUGAUAACAACUCACCUAUUGAUGAUGCAAGCGUCGAAGAGACUGAAAUUCCUCACAAAUCAUUGCCUGGAAAGGUGCACGGUUCCAACUUGGGUCUUUCAGACUCAACUCCUGUAAUCUCGACUUGUGAAAGCAACAUAUCUUAUUCCAGGUAUACCCCCUCAAUGUCUCGUAGACAGCUUUUCCCAGAUAUGCAACCAGACGAAUGCCUUGAAACUGAUAGCAUCUGUUUCCGUGAACGCGGCGAUUCAUUUCACUGUUCAAAUUUUCUUGAUGUCGAAUGGCUUUCUUCAUCGGGGAAUUCAUGUGAAGAAGAGACAUAUGAAAGAUCUAUGCUAAUUGGCUUUCCAUCAGCUGGACAAUCUUCAGACGAGCUUAAACUGGGAACCAGCUCUUCAGCUUACGGGUCUGAAUCAAGCAUCAAGGGGAAGGAACAGGUGGUUGGAGAUGUCCACCAUGAUGCUGGUUCGUGUAGUUCUGAUGGAUUUUCUGAAAGAUUUGUGCGAUGGACGUCUAAACCGGAACCAACGAGUCCAUAUCCAAUCGUACCGACCCGAGUUCAACUGGGCCAUACUCAAGAUGAUCUUUUUACGACUCGGCGGGAGAGAGAAAGUUGCAACAAAUUUUUGGUUUUUCGGCACCAUUGGCUUCAGUUGAUCCGUCUCUGCCCAGGUUUUUAUUUAGAGAAUUUACAUGGCCGAAACUUAUAUUGA
Fraxinus pennsylvanica is the source of this 2697-nucleotide messenger RNA. Lineage: Eukaryota; Viridiplantae; Streptophyta; Magnoliopsida; Lamiales; Oleaceae. The record is from the annotation of a GenBank genome assembly.